Molecule: messenger RNA, 598 nt
Organism: Paramecium primaurelia
Lineage: Eukaryota; Ciliophora; Oligohymenophorea; Peniculida; Parameciidae
Source: the annotation of a GenBank genome assembly
AUGUAAAUUAAUUAAGCUCUCCCAAUACAUUGUGCUUAUUGUUUUGAUGUGCUAAUUGCAUCUUUACAAUAAAAAGAUGUACCUAAGCCAACCUUUUAAGAAUUUGAUGUCCCAGUUUUUGUUACUUUUCAUGCAAAUAAAGAAGAUUUGAGAGGGUGUAUAGGAACUUUUUCCCCUGGACCUUUAGGUCAACAAUUAGCAAAAUAUACUUUCCUUUCAGCUUUUAAGGAUAGCAGGUUCCCUCCAAUAUAAACAAAAGAAUUAAAUUCACUAGAUGUUGGAGUGAGUUUGUUGAUCAACUUUUAGAAAGGAAAAAAAUGGAAUCAAUGGGAAGUAGGAAAACAUGGAAUUAUUAUUGAUUUCUAAGAGGGGGGCAGAGGUAAAUACUAUCUAUAUCUUUUUAGAAUAUGGAGCAACCUUUCUACCUGAAGUAGCAGCAGAAUAAGAAUGGGAUAUCAAUACAACUUUGGAACAUUUGAUUGCAAAAGCAGGAUACAGAAAGAAUUACUAAAAUGUUUUAGAUAAGAUUGAUUUGACCACUUAUGAAACAUCUAAAGCUAAAUUGACUUAUGCUGAAUAUUUAGAAUUGAAGAAAUGA